AUGUCUCUCCAACGUCUCGGUCUUGCUGCCUGCGCUCUGUUCCUUGGUGCCAGAGCGAUCGACACCAUUACUGUCCCGGGUGUCAUCACCGCCGAUGUUCCUUUCACACUCACCGUUACUCCCAAGGACGAUACUCCAGGAAACUACAGAAUCUACCUUGAUACCACACCUCCCGGCUAUGCCGGUGGUCAAUCAUGUAUGUUCGAAAAGUCUUACAAGCAUAUACGCCGUCAGAUUGACCCGAUUAGGCNNUACCUCAAGAACAUGACCUCGACCGACAUAACCGCAGUCAACCUGACCAUUCCCGCUAACUUUGGUCCCAAUGGCGACUUCUACUCCAUCUCCACUCGCGAUCUUGCCGAUUCGGAUACUGAUGCUAGCUACGUCUUCAGCAACGCCUUCAACCUCACUGGCGCAAGCGGAAACUACUCGGAGUAUGAGAACAAGUUGAACGGCGCUCCUCUCUGGGAUGCCAACAGCCUUCCCUGCAGCGCCUACGACUGCGCGCGUAACUGUGCUCAAGACUCUUACCCUAAGGACAUGAUCCCUGGCUCUGACGCUUUCAACACUAUGCGUGCUUGCAUCAUGAAGUGUCCUGGUGUGGAGAAGGAAACAAAGACUUCUUCGGCAACCUCUAGCACUGCUACUAGCACCAAAUCUGGCUCUGCCUCGUCUGCUUCCGCUACCGGUACUUCCAUAUCUGAUGAUGCUUCGUCUACUUCUGGAAACUCUGCCGCUGCUACUUCCUCCGGCGCUGCUGUUUCGAACAUGGUUCCUGCUUCCUUUGUCGCUGUUGGAGGAUUUGUUGCCUUCUUCCUGUAA
Messenger RNA from Aureobasidium musti, 822 nucleotides. The record is from the annotation of a GenBank genome assembly. Lineage: Eukaryota; Fungi; Ascomycota; Dothideomycetes; Dothideales; Saccotheciaceae.